Culicoides brevitarsis is the source of this 1335-nucleotide messenger RNA. It is a transcript of the gene HGTX, whose product is annotated as hematopoietically-expressed homeobox protein HHEX homolog. NCBI's taxonomy places the organism in Eukaryota, Metazoa, Arthropoda, Insecta, Diptera, Ceratopogonidae. Gene Ontology annotation, molecular function: DNA-binding transcription factor activity, RNA polymerase II-specific; RNA polymerase II cis-regulatory region sequence-specific DNA binding. Gene Ontology annotation, biological process: regulation of transcription by RNA polymerase II; cell differentiation. The coding region runs from base 1 to 1335 and encodes 444 amino acids. Gene Ontology annotation, cellular component: nucleus. The record is from RefSeq and is a predicted model, not a curated record. The transcript has 5 exons.
AUGUAUAAUAAUGGCAAGCGAAGAUCACCUGGUUUGCUGGGAACGCAUGGAUUUAAUUUUGGUCCAGGUUUCGGAUUUCGUGAACUGCCUGCCGGAAGUGCUGGCUUCGAGACAUCUAAUCAAGCUACAGCAAAUGGUGCUGGCUUGAGUCAAUACAAUCGAAACAACAACAGUCCCGUAAAUCUCUAUUUGGGACAUCAAAGCCCGGAUCCAAAUAAUUAUUCCGGCAAAGAUUACAGCACACAUCUUCAAAAAGAAACGUCUUCAUCUCGUGGAAAUUCCCCCAUAAACGGUCGCUUAAAUAAUUCUUACUCCGAAAGUCCGGAACAGGCACAGAACUCACAUCAGCAACGUCAAGACAAUAACAACAGUCCCGGAGAAAGUUCACGCUCCUUUUCUAGUCAAAAGAACGACCAAGACGCGCAUUUAUUGAGCUCGGGGUAUCCGCAUAGCCCGACAAACGACAGCGUGGGGUCUCGUAGUCCGGAGAACUUGUCGUCGCCUCCGUCGUCAGCGAAUAAUAAUAAUAACAACAACAAUAAUACAAAGUAUAAUAACAUUAACGAAAUGCUGGAUCACAAGUUGCAAUUGAGUUUCUUGGGGCCGCCGCUUGCCGCCUUGCAUUCCAUGACGGAAAUGAAGGGACAAAAUAGCCCGAAUGCGCCACAGGGCACAGCUGCCAAUCCGCAUGGAAUUGACUCGAUUUUGUCUAGACCACCGCCGGUAACUAGUGCUGGAUUAAAUGCCUUAGCAAGUGCCAUGCCACGUUUCUCAAUUGCGGCAGCAGCUGCCAAUAUGGCGCAAUAUUUGUCGCAAAGUCAGUCAGCGCAACUCAAAGCAGCGCACGGAGGCUCCUUCGAUCGCACGCAUCUCUAUUGGCCCGGAUUACAAGGACUUGUGGCUAACCCCAUGGCAUGGCGGGAACGUUUGGGUUCAAUGUCAGCUAGUUUAUCUGGAGCACACCACAACCAUCACGACAAAGAUGGCAAAAAGAAGCACACCCGACCCACAUUCAGUGGCCAGCAAAUUUUCGCACUCGAAAAGACUUUCGAACAAACAAAGUACUUGGCUGGACCAGAACGUGCAAAAUUAGCGUAUGCCCUUGGAAUGACUGAAUCACAAGUUAAGGUUUGGUUCCAAAAUCGCCGAACAAAAUGGCGCAAAAAGCACGCCGCUGAAAUGGCCACAGCCAAGCGGAAGCAAGAGCAACUAGGGGGCGCUGCGGACGACGACGACUGCAGCGAACCUAUGGACUCGGAUGCCGAAAGCAUAGAUCUCGAAAGCACAAAUGGCGGUCGAAAAAGAUGUAGAAUGGACGACGAUAUGCGACAGUAG